CAAUAAAUUCUCUGUAGUAAGUUGACACAUAUGCACGAGAAUUACACAACUCAAUAAGUGACCGCCACUGAUUAUUAUGUAUCCUUAAGUGGUGGAACUUGACACGGAAAAUAAUGUUAAAAGGUACUGUAUUCAGGAUUUGAUCCACUUUCAUACAUGAAAUAACAAUUUUUUAUCAGUGUAUAAAGAAGAACUAACCAAAUGAAGAUCACCCUCUUUUUUCAACAACAAUUUAUCCCAAAUUACAUACCUCAAAUGUAAUACCCCAAAAUUUCCUAGAGCAUAUAAGUUGAGUUAGGGACUUAAUAGUGAGAAAACAUUAUUAAUGAACCUAACUGUCAAUUUUUCAAACUUCAAAGGGGUUAAAAGGCUAUUAGAUAAGGUCGGCUAACUCAUUUCCUUUAUCUUUUUCUUCUUUCUUUCUUUCUUUCUUUCCAGCAUUUUCGCAUGUCUGCUCUGUUUUCCUUUCUCCCUGCAGCCGAACAUCACCAGCCAUUUCCAGCGCCUUCAUUCGAAAAAUUGGUAAGAGAACUUGAUGAUUUUUGUUCUCCUCUUGCCCAAGAGCAAGUCUAGAACUUAGAACUUCUCUCUCUUGCAGAAAUUUUCCCAGAUCUGCUGCCUUCUUCCUUCCCUGCCGCUGGCUGUUGCUGGGUAUAAGCUUCGGUUUUUCCUGGUAAAAUCAGCCUAGAAACUCCUCUUUUCAGCCUUGAUUUAUGUUGGGUCACUCUAAUCUUGUUGUUCUUUCAAUUGCCAGUGGCCCGUGGAAGUUCCCCAAUUUUUCCCACCGGCUCCUCCCAUACCCGCCAGCUCCAGCUUUGCUUGCUCAGCAUUUCUGGUAAGUUGGCUUCUCUAAUCUCCGAAAAUUGAUGGAUUAAUUGUUGCUUUGUGAGGUUAAUUGGUUGAAUGGGGGCUGGGUAGUCCAAAAAUUUGCUGGGAAUAGGGGGGUUAAUUUCCGGUAGCCUUGCAAUGAGUUUUGAGUUAAUUUGUGUAGAAAAUCCUUAAUUUGGCUGUUGUAUGUGUGCCCGAGAGAAAAAGAGGAAAUUCUCGAGACUUGCCCAUUUUUUUGUCAAGGCCAGUUCUCCCAAAUUCUUGUCCAUGAGUUUGAAAAUUGUAUAUGUGUAAUCUUGUAAUUGAAUAUAUAUAGAUAAAUACCCAAUCCCAGUGAAUGCCCAAUUUUUGGAUAGGAAAUAAAUAAAGAAAUAAAAUUUCCUUAUAGAUAUUAAUUUGGGAAUAUUGUGAUUAGGUCCUUGAUUGCCCCGUGAUCCUAACACUUGGAUUAAGCCUUUUGUUUGCGUGAUUAAGGUAAGUAAAUUAUGGUAAGUAAAUUAUGGUAAAACCCGUAAAUUUUUGAAGCAUAUUUUAAUUGUUUUCUGAGAUGGUGGCGAGGUUUAAAUGGAUUUAUUUGCAUUUGAGCAUGAUUAAAAAGGGAAUUUGAACUUUUAUCAUUUUCCUUCUUUUCUAGAAUUGAGCAUGCCCACAUGAGAUUCUUCGGUUUAUUUUUGAAAGUGAGAACGAUUGUGAAUUUCGGUUUUGUUUGUAAAGUUUGCUUGGUUUUGUCUCCAAUA
Molecule: messenger RNA, 1565 nt
Organism: Rubroshorea leprosula
Lineage: Eukaryota; Viridiplantae; Streptophyta; Magnoliopsida; Malvales; Dipterocarpaceae
Source: the annotation of a GenBank genome assembly